Nicotiana attenuata is the source of this 666-nucleotide messenger RNA. RefSeq lists its product as uncharacterized. The coding region runs from base 1 to 666 and encodes 221 amino acids. The transcript is spliced from 2 exons. NCBI's taxonomy places the organism in Eukaryota, Viridiplantae, Streptophyta, Magnoliopsida, Solanales, Solanaceae. The record is from RefSeq and is a predicted model, not a curated record.
AUGGGUGUACGAAAUAAAGCUAGACUGGUCGCUCAAGGCUAUCCACAGCAAGAAGGAAUUGAUUACGAGGAGACCUUCGCCCCUGUUGCCAGCAUUAAUGCUGUUCUAUGCAAGGACUUUUCAAACAUCAUGAAAGGGGAAAUUGAAAUGAGUAUGAUAGGAGAAUUAAUCUUCUUCCUUGGGCUUCAAAUCAAGCAAGUACAGAUAGGGAUUUUCAUUAGUCAAACAAAGUACACAAAAGAGCUCAUCAAAAAAUUUUGCAUGUCUAAUGCAAAGGCCAUAGGGACGCCUAUGAGUCCGUCAACUACCUUGGAUGAAGUUAAAGAUGGUAAGAGUGUCGAUGAGAUAAUGUAUCGAGGUAUUAUUGGUUCUCUACUCUAUCUUACAGCUAGUCGACUAGAAAUUAUGUUUAGUGUUUGCAAAUGUUCAAGAUAUCAGUCAGUUCCUAAAGAGUCCCACUUGACUAUUGUUAAACGUAUUAUCAGAUAUUUGAUAGGGACAGUCGACUAUGGAUUGUGGUACGAAAGUUUAGAUAUCUUUGAUCUCAAAGGUUUUUCAGAUGCAGACUUUGCAGGAGAUAAAAUUGACAGGAAAAGCAGAGUGCAACGUGCUAGUUACUUGGAAAAUCUCUUAUAUCCUGGCACAACAAGAAACAAAGAUGUGUAG